UUCGUUUAGGCUUAGACGGAUCGAUCCCCGGCUCUGACACAGCUCCAGCAUUGUUCUUUCGUUUCUCUGUGAUUUCGUCGGAGGCGAAAACAAGCAUUGGAUUUUUCUCUCGCCGGCGUCUCUUUCCGCGUCUCGUGGAAUUUGUUUUCCGAUAUCAGGAUUUUUGUUCUUGCGUUGCGAUUUCUGUUUCCGGUGUUGUCUGAUAGUUUCGCGGACGGGGAGUUUCUGGAAUGAAUUGAAUUCUCCGAGUUUUUGUUUUUGUUUGUUUUUUGAUUCGUUGGUUGAAAUUAGGGUUUAUACGUUGUUUUGGGUCGUGUUGUGCGGUGGGUAUUUGUGUGGCGUCGGUGGGUAUGAAGCGGAGUUGAAUGGUGGGUGGAGGAAUUCUUCGACAUUGGCCGGCGUUCGUUUCUUUUUCGUGGGAGGAGAUAAUUAGGGCUUCGCAUUGUUUUUCGCUGGGAAAUUGGGUUCUAAUAUUCGCACCAAGAUGAUCAUCAAACGUACUAUGAAAUUCGAAACGCCGAAUCUCAAACGUUGCAAGCUUGAGGAGCCUGAUUCUGCGGAUUACAUGUAUUCGGUGAAUUCUAAGAAACGGCGGACGGAUGGGUAUUAUUCGUAUGCCCUCCAGCGCGAGGUUGAGGAUUUUAGUAGUGGUUCGGGUUCUUGGUACAGCGAUGGAUUCUAUUGGGCGGAAGAAUUCGAGCGAAAUUCGAAGAAACUGAAUGGGCAGCGAGUAACGAACCGCAGCGUGGACAAAUUACGACCCCCGCUGUUGAAGUCAUCGCGAGGCAGAAUUCAGAUGCUGCCUUCCAGGUUCAGUGACUCGGUUCUUCAUGUGUGGAAGAACGAAGAAUCGAAGGUCGAUUCUAUGGAUUCCAGCAAUGAAGAAAACUACGACGAAGAAGAAGAAGAAGAAGAAGACGGUGUCGUAGCAGAACCCAGGAAGGGAACUAAGGGAUUUGCAUCAUCGAAGCAACAGCGAUGGAAAGAUAAUUACAGGUUGAAGAAUUCGGAGUGUGACUCAUCGUGUAAAAGCGAGGAGGAGAAAGAAGAUGCUUUUAUGGGGUUCUCUAAUUUGAACGGUACAAGGUAUUUCAGCUCAAAAACUGUUCUGCCAUUGGUAGACGUAGAGGAGGAGAAACCCACAAGGCUAACUUAUAUGGGUGCGAAGGCAAACUCAAAUACUGAAAGGAGAAGGGACAUUUACAAGCCAGAGGAAUUUGCUUUGGGAGAUUUAGUUUGGGCCAAGUGUGGGAAAAAGUACCCAGCUUGGCCAGCGGUUGUUAUCGAUCCCUUCUUGCAGGCUCCCGAAUCUGUUCUAAAAUCUUGCGUCGCGGGUGCUAUAUGUGUUAUGUUUUUCGGAUACUCAAAAAAUGGAACGCAGAGGGACUAUGCAUGGGUGAAACAAGGGAUGAUAUACCCCUUUGCGGAGUUCUUGGAUAGAUUCAAGGGGCAGAAACAGUUGCACAAGAGCAAACCAAGUGAUUUCCAGAUGGCUAUCGAGGAGGCCUUAUUAGCAGAAGAUGGUUAUGUGGAUGCUAGCGUGGGCAGUAUGUUAAUGGCUCUUCGAGAAGCAGAUGUCAGUGGGAUGCCUGACGCUUCGACUUCAAACCAGGAUCUGGACUACUAUUCCGACAAGAAAUUAGGCAAUAAAGGUUCUAGACAUUGUGAUGGAUGUGGCUUGAUAUCGGUUUGUAAGACACUUAAGAAAGUGAAGGGCCCAACUUCUGGCUCACAACUUCUAUGCAAACAUUGCUAUAAGUUAAGAAAAUCGAAGCAAUAUUGUGGCAUAUGCAAGAAAAUCUGGCACCAUUCUGAUGGUGGAAAUUGGGUAUGCUGUGAUGGUUGUAAUGUAUGGGUGCAUGCUGAGUGCGACAAAAUUUCUGGCAAGCUAUUUAAGGAUUUGGCACACAGCGAAUAUUAUUGCCCCGAUUGCAAGGUCAAAUUCAAUCUUGAAACAUUGCACGUUGAAAAUAGUCAACCAAAAGCCAAUUCCACGGACAAAGGUGCGGUGGCUUCUAUUCCAGAUAAGAUAAUAGUGGUGUGCAACGGCAUGGAAGGAGCUUACAUUCCUGAUUUACAUUUAGUUGUCUGUAAAUGCGGUUCUUGUGGGCCAAGAAAACAAAGACUUAGUGAAUGGGAAAAGCACACUGGUUGCAGAGCAAAGAAAUGGAAGUAUAGUGUUAAAGUGAAGGCUACAAUGUUACCUCUGGAACAAUGGAUUCAAGAGUUCAACACGAAUGGUAUGGAUUCCUUGAAGUCUUUAAAGUUGGAUAACCAGCAGCUAAGCACAUUCUUAAGUGAGAAUUACGAGCCUGUUUAUGCAAAAUGGACGACAGAAAAGUGUGCUAUUUGUAGAUGGGUUGAAGAUUGGGAAGAAAACAAAAUUAUCAUCUGUAACAGGUGCCAAGUUGCUGUCCACCAAGAAUGCUAUGGGGCGAAAGAUAUUCAAGAUUUUACAUCAUGGGUUUGUAGGGCUUGUGAAACACCAGAUGCCAACAGAGAGUGUUGCCUAUGUCCUGUGAAGGGAGGUGCUUUAAAGCCUACUGAGGUUGAUGGACACUGGGUUCAUGUCAUGUGUGCUUGGUUUCGUCCUGAAGUUGUUUUCUUGAAUCAUGAGAAAAUGGAACCUGCUGUUGGCAUCUUUAGAAUUCCGUCUAAUUCUUUUUUGAAGAGAUGUGUAAUCUGCAAGCAAAGUCAUGGUUCCUGCACUCAGUGCUGCAAGUGUGCAACUUAUUUUCAUACAACGUGUGCUUCGAGAGCAGGAUACUACAUGGAGUUGCAGUGCUCAGAGGAGAGAGGGAAACAAAUUACUAGAAAACUGAUAUAUUGUGCUAUCCAUAGGACACCAAACCCUGAUGCUGCUCUAGUGGUGCGUAGUCCUUCUGGGGUUUUUGCAGGCAGAAAUUUGCUUCAAAAGCAGAAGGGAUGUUACAGGGGAUCAAGGCUAGUUACAUCAAAGAUAGAAGAACAGUCAAAGUCUUCAGCCUCUGAAACUAAUGAUUUCGAACCGUAUUCUGCAGCAAGAUGUCGUGUCUAUGUUAGAUCAACUGAGAAGAGGGUUGAAGGGCAACCAAUAUUCCAUCGAAUUAUGGGGCCGAGCCAUCAUCCAUUAGACGAGAUCAUUAGCUUGAGUGCACCCAGAGAAGGAGAAGACCCCAAAAUGUUUUCUUCAUUCAAGGAACGACUUCAAUACUUACAGAGAACUGAAAAGUACCGGGUUUGUUUCGGUAAAUCUGGAAUUCAUGGAUGGGGCCUCUUUGCUCGUAGGAAUGUGCAGGAGGGAGAAAUGGUUGUUGAGUACCGUGGUGAGCAGGUGCGGCGCAGCGUAGCGGAUUUGAGGGAGGCUCGGUACCAACUAGAAGGAAAAGAUUGCUAUCUUUUCAAGAUCAGCGAGGAAGUAGUCAUUGAUGCCACGGAUAAAGGAAAUAUAGCACGCUUGAUAAACCAUUCGUGCAUGCCGAACUGCUAUGCAAGGAUAAUGAGCGUUGGUGACAAUGAAAGCCGAAUAGUUCUCAUUGCCAAGACCAACGUAGCUGCUGGAGAAGAACUAACGUACGAUUACUUGUUCGAUCCGGACGAGCCCGACGAACUCAAAGUCCCUUGCCAUUGUAAAGCACCCAAUUGCAGGAAAUUCAUGAACUAACUCGACUCGACUCAACUUGACUCCAACUCAAACUCCCAACUCUAAUUCUUUUGCUACGUCUCCUCCUCUGCAACCUCUACUGGAGAGCGGGAGCGAGAGCCGAGCAGCUAUAAUUUUUUUUCUCCCUUGAAAAGAAAAGGAAAGAAAUUUAGAGGCAGUUGUUUCGGUAUAUUCAUUCCCCUAUCCUUCAUUUGUAUAGCAAUUAGUAUAGUUGUAGGUGGAAUAAAAGUGUAAAAAUGCAAUCCACGGCUCUUGGAUAUUACGCAAAUGCCAAGGCUUUUGAGGCAAAUUUUUAUUCUUUCUUUUUUUUUUCUUCCUUAAAUAAUGUUUAUUAUCCAAUUUUCAGUUUUGCUUUUAGUUGAGAGUGAAAUGAAAAGUUCUUGUAA
Momordica charantia (bitter melon) is the source of this 4029-nucleotide messenger RNA. RefSeq names its product SET domain protein 14 (gene SDG14). The record is from RefSeq and is a predicted model, not a curated record. Lineage: Eukaryota; Viridiplantae; Streptophyta; Magnoliopsida; Cucurbitales; Cucurbitaceae. Gene Ontology annotation, molecular function: protein binding. Gene Ontology annotation, biological process: regulation of transcription by RNA polymerase II.